This is a messenger RNA of Paramecium pentaurelia, 340 nucleotides long. NCBI's taxonomy places the organism in Eukaryota, Ciliophora, Oligohymenophorea, Peniculida, Parameciidae. The record is from the annotation of a GenBank genome assembly.
AUGUGCAAAUAUCACAACUGCCACAUCUCCUUUAAUUGCCUAACAGCUUCAGUCAAUUUAAAAAAUUUUUUGCCUAUAAAAUCCCAGGAAACCUUGGUAAAUGUUAUGUAGUAGAAGAAUGCAGCCAACUAUUAGUUGGAGCUGUAUACAAUAAUCAUUAUAAUAAAGCUGUGGUUGGCUAUUGUGUUAGGAAGAUAAUUAAACUAUUAAAAAUUUCAAAUAGAUUACUGAUUUUGAAGUUUGCAGGAUAUAGAGAAAAAGAUAUCAAUCAAAAUCGAAUGGUGUUAUGAAUUCUUGCAUCACUCAAUCAUGUAAUUCAUACACUAGAUAAUCUAAUUGA